This is a messenger RNA of Myripristis murdjan (pinecone soldierfish), 1978 nucleotides long. It is a transcript of the gene bdh1, whose product is annotated as 3-hydroxybutyrate dehydrogenase, type 1. Gene Ontology annotation, biological process: steroid metabolic process. Gene Ontology annotation, cellular component: intracellular membrane-bounded organelle. The record is from RefSeq and is a predicted model, not a curated record. The coding region runs from base 80 to 1165 and encodes 361 amino acids. Gene Ontology annotation, molecular function: oxidoreductase activity. NCBI's taxonomy places the organism in Eukaryota, Metazoa, Chordata, Actinopteri, Holocentriformes, Holocentridae. The transcript is spliced from 5 exons.
GCGAUACAGGGGGCGUGCCUGCGACCCCACGGUGAUGUAGAGCGCAGCGCCAGGAAAGUAAACACACCAUUCCGUCAAGAUGGCCUCGCUCCCUUUGGUCCGAGCGGCACUCCUGGUGUCUUUUUCGGCAUUAUUGACAGUCGUGUUGGGAUUCGGGCUGCCAGCGUUACUGAACGUCGUGGCGAGGUUUUGCGGGUUUCCGGAGACGAGCGUAACCGAGUGCAUAGUUGUGCUGUAUUUACUUUUUGUUUUGUAUGUUGCGACGCCACGAAUUCCCAGAGGACUGGUUGAGGUGAAGGGAAAAGCUGUAUUUAUUACAGGCUGUGACAGUGGAUUUGGUCAUGCUCUUGCCAUACAUCUUCACAAGCUGGGCUUCACGGUCUUUGCUGGAUGUCUUCUAAAGGAUAAGGGUGGAGAGGGUGCAAAGGAGCUGGAGGAGUUUCAUUCUGAUCGCAUGAAGGUUGUCCAGCUGGACGUUUGCAGUGAGGAGCUGGUGAACCAGGCUGUGGAAUACGUCAGAGACAAUCUGGAGGAUGCAGAAAAAGGUCUUUGGGCUGUGGUGAACAAUGCUGGUGUGUCAACGUUUGGAGAAGUAGAGUUCACUUCCAUGGAUACCUAUAAGCAGGUUUCAGAGGUCAAUCUGUGGGGCACCAUCAGGGUCACCAAAGCCGUCUUGCCCUUAAUCCGCAGAGCCAAAGGCCGUGUCGUGAACUUGGCCAGUAUGUAUGGAUGUAUGGGUAAUGCCUUGCGAUCACCGUACUGUGUAUCCAAAUAUGGCGUGGAAGCUUUCUCUGAUUGCCUCCGGUACGAGAUGAAGGCCUGGGGAGUCAAAGUGUCCAUCAUAGAGCCGGGGAACUUCAUCGUGGCCACAGGUAUCCUCACCCGUGACAUUGUGGCCAAUACGGCCAACAAGCUGUGGAACGAGGCUCCCUCCGUUGUCAAGGAGGACUAUGGGAAAGCCCACUUUGAACAUCACAUGGCUCUGAUGCGCUCCUACUGCAACAGCGGACAGAAAGACGUGAUCCCCGUUUUAGAUGACAUCACGGAUGCCAUCAUGUCGAAGCGCCCAUACACGCGAUACAGACCCAUGGAGCCGCACUGGUGGAUCAGGGUGCAACUGAUAACCCACCUGCCCGCCGCCAUAUCCGACCGCCUCUACUUCUGAAAGAGAACAUGCUCCCACAUUAGUUCCAUUUCACCCCUCAAAUCAAAGAUCCCCUCACAGUUAGCAGCAUGUUUUCAACUGACUAUCUAAUACCACACAGAUCUACAGACUUGCCCUGAUGAAGGGUCUCAGCUAUGUAUUCCUCAAACACUUGAAAUCACUCACUGAUUAAGCCUUAAAACAUAAUUGUUUUUGUAAACAGUACAUAAAUUAUUGCACUUUGCUUUUUGUAUGUCCGAUGAGAACCAUAACUUUUUAUCUACACACAAAUAUGAUAAGUAGUAACUACUUUUUGUUGGAUAGCAGCAAGGCUAUGAUAUGUUUGUAGCCACAAUCAAAUAGCUGAGAACAGAUCUUCCCCUUGUAGUUUCUUGGUGAGAUAUUCCCCUCUGAUUGAGAUAUUUAACUAAUCGCCUUUUGGGAAACUCUGGGGCCCCAUUGGCACGAGGACCAAAGCUAGUAAAGUUCAAGAGAAGGCUCCUGCUGUUUUGUUUUGGCUUAUGCCGGAACAAGCCAAGGUCAGCUAAUGUAAGAACAUGGUGGGAUUUGGCAAGUCUCACCCCAAGGUUAUGUAAUGAAAACACAAGCCCGCUUUGUCUUACAUACUCCAUGAGAUCCUGCCUGCUACUUUUGCAGUGAGUUUGAUUGGUGUGAUUCAUAGACAUGCUUGAACAACCCUCCUUGGUGUAACUAAAGUCCUGUCUUUGGAAAAAAACAAAAAAAUAGUAGAGCAUUGCUAUAUUUUGGAAAUAAUACAAUCACAAUGGCCUUUUAAUGGGUGAUAUGAAAUAAAAUUACAUUCAGUAAAAGUGA